AAGCUGCUCUUUCCAGGCUCCUCAGCUCCACUGCAGCUAAAAUAUCCCGAAAGGUCUCCUCUCUAUUUCCUGAUUCAAAACCACAUAAUGUUGCCACAGUAAAAACCAAUUGGAGCCAUGACAUCCUCCUCUGAUCCACUUUUAUUUUCUUUCUCUGUCCCUUACUACUAUAAAACCCCUUCAGCUACCCUCCCUCCACCUCGCAUCAUUCCUUACUGCUACUGCUCUCUACUACUUGGUCGGUUGCUACGACCGCUGUUGAUUCUAUGGAAGAUAAUAGAGAGCAAUGGCGAGCGGAGGCGCCAACACACGGCCUCAGGCCACCGGAGGUACCCAAGGACCCCAUGGAGUUCCUGUCGCGGUCCUGGAGCGCCUCCGCGCUCGAGGUGUCUAAGGCCCUAGCGCCUCCGCCGCCGCCGCCGCUGCUCCCUGCGCCGUCAGGGGCGAUUCCCGAGGAGGAGCUCGAAGAGGCGGUGGUGGUCGCCGGAAAUCCCUUCUCCUUCGCGUCGUCUGCCACCACGCAGAUGGUGAUGGAGCGGAUAAUGUCACAGCCGGAAGUGUCUCCUCUGACAUCUGGCCGGCCUUCACACAGCAGCGGCCCUCUGAACGGCGGUGGAUCGCUCUCCGAUAGCCCUCCGGUCUCCCCUUGCGAGAUGGAUAACCUUAAGUACUGCCGGGCCACUAACACGCCCAAGCCCCAGCACUGCAGAGGGUCCAGCAAGACUGUCGGAAGGUGGCUCAAGGACAGAAGGGAGAGGAAAAAAGAGGAGACCAGGGCCCAGAAUGCACAGCUCCAUGCCGCAGUCUCGGUGGCCGGAGUGGCUGCAGCGGUCGCGGCCGUCGCAGCCGCCACCGCCGCCGCCUCAGGCUCCGGCAAAGAUGACCGCGCGGCCCGGGUCGACAUGGUGGUCGCGUCCGCUGCCACCCUCGUGGCCGCACAGUGCGUCGAGGCGGCCGAGUCCAUGGGGGCUGAGCGUGAGCACCUGGCGUCCGUCGUCGAAUCUGCAGUCAGUGUCAGGACUCCCGGAGAUAUCGUCACUCUUACAGCUGCUGCUGCAACUGCACUACGAGGUGCGGCAACGCUGAAGGCAAGGGCGCUCAAGGACGUGUGGAACAUCGCCGCGGUCAUACCUGUGGAGAAGGGAGCAAUGGGGAAUCACAAGAAUCACCACCGCAGCAAACAACUCAAGGAAUUAGACAGCAAGGGUAGCAGCUUCAGCGACGAGUUCGCUCCCGAGGAAGACAACUUCUUGGGCCUAUGCAGUCAAGAAUUCCUUGCCAAGGGGACUGAACUCCUCAAACGCACCCGUAAAGGUGCGCUUCACUGGAAGAUUGUCUCGGUCUACAUAAAUCGCAUGGGUCAGGUGAUGCUCAAGAUGAAGAGCCGGCAUGUUGGUGGGACUAUUACCAAGAAGAAAAAGAGUGUAGUCAUUGAAGUGUGCAAGGAAGUCCAGGCAUGGCCGGGGCGGCACCUGGUGGAAGGCGGCGAGAGGCGGCGCUACUUCGGCCUGAGGACGGCGGAGCAUCGCGUAAUCGAGUUCGAGUGCCGGGGCCGGAGGGAGUACGAGAUGUGGACUCAGGGAGUGGCGCGCCUGCUCAACAUUGUCAAAGAGAGGAAGCACCACAGCUGACUGCGGGCAGGAGCUGCCGGCGCUGCACCACACCUGAAUCUGAGAGCUGGACAACAGCCUCUGCAAUUAAGAAAGAAAUGAUAAUGUAUGUGAGGCUGGUCCGUGUAAAAUGUGGAAGGGAGGAUAAUUAGAUCAAUCAAAAUGGCACUUUUCUACC
This is a messenger RNA of Musa acuminata subsp. malaccensis (wild Malaysian banana), 1788 nucleotides long. RefSeq names its product VAN3-binding protein-like. The record is from RefSeq and is a predicted model, not a curated record. NCBI's taxonomy places the organism in Eukaryota, Viridiplantae, Streptophyta, Magnoliopsida, Zingiberales, Musaceae. Gene Ontology annotation, biological process: auxin-activated signaling pathway; leaf vascular tissue pattern formation; phloem or xylem histogenesis.